ACACCCGCCACAUUUCGAUUCAUCACGGUCGCCUUGCACAAAGCUUUGGCGUCUUCUACAAAACUCUCACCGACCCCGGCCUUCUUCCUUCAAUCCUCAUCGAACGUCGUCAACGACUGAGUCUUCAGUUUGCCGCCACGCUCUCCACCGCACUCAUCUACGACCAAGCUAUCCGACAGGAAGCUCUGCGCACUGCGCGAACUACCCAUCAUGCGUCUUACGUUCAAGGACCUCAAGCAGGCUAAAUUCACCAUCGAUGCAGAGCCCUCCGAGACGAUUGGGACCUUGAAAUCGAAGAUCGAAUCCGAGAAGGGAUGGGAGACAUCAACGCAGAAGCUUAUCUACUCCGGCAAGAUUUUGCAGGAUGACAACACUAUCGAGUCGUAUAAGAUUGAGGAGAAGGGUUUCAUCGUCUGCAUGACCUCCAAGCCGAAAGCUCCUCCCACGAAACCCGCCGAGCCAGCUACACCUGCACCAAAGUCGGUCUCCACUCCAGCCGUCCCAGCAGCGCCCGCGCAGUCCGCCCCAUCGAACACCUCUCAACCGCCCGCAACUCCAUCUCCUGCCCCAGCCUCGGCCGCCGGCAGUGAAGGCACCUCAUGGAACGAUCCCUCCGCGCUGGCUCUAGGUGAGCAGCGCUCCGCCGCAAUCGCCAACAUGGAGUCAAUGGGCUUCCCACGCGAUCAGAUCGAUCUCGCUAUGCGCGCCGCCUUUUUCAACCCAGACCGCGCCGUCGAAUACCUGCUGAACGGCAUUCCCGCGAGUGCGCAACAGGAGGAACGUCAGGCCCCACGCCCUGCAGCUCAGGCACAAGCACAAACGCCAGCCACACCCGCUACGACAGGUACCGCUGCUCGUUCAGGUGGCGAUGAGCCGGUGAAUCUCUUCGAGCAGGCUGCGGCUGCUGGAAGAGGCGGCGCAGGAGCUGGACGUGGCAGUGGAGGCGCUGCGGCUGCGGGAGGAUUGGGAGCUGCUCUUGGAGCUGCAGGCGCAGGUGCCGGUGCUGGCGGAGCCGCGGCCAACCUUGAUUUCCUCCGCAACAACCCACAGUUCCAGCAACUUCGUCAAGUUGUUCAGCAGCAGCCUGGAAUGCUCGAGCCGAUCCUUCAGCAAGUUGCCGCAGGUAGCCCUCAGUUGGCGCAGAUCAUCACCCAGAACCCGGAGCAGUUCAUGCAGUUGCUCGCUGAGGAUGGAGACGACGACCUUGCUGCACCACCAGGUGGCUCAAUAGCAGUGACGGAGGAGGAGCGUGAUGCCAUUGAGCGUCUUUGCCGCCUCGGCUUCGAGCGUCAAGAUGUCAUCCAAGCCUACUUCGCCUGCGACAAGAACGAGGAGCUUGCCGCCAACUUUCUCUUCGACCAGCCCGAUGAGCCCGAUGAGCCAGGUGCCCAGUAAGCAACUGUUGCAUUGGGGAGCGAGCGAGGUGAAAUGGUCACGGACAUUUGAUCAUCAAGCGGAUUUCCGAGACCAACGAUCAUGAAGCGUUUGUUACAUGGAGCGUUCGUUGCAGAGAUACUCAUGUCCUCAAGCAGGAGAAUAGCAUCUUGUUGCGGAAAAUCGCAGCAAUACGAGUGUUUGCUCUACUAGGGUAGAUCAGCUCGUUACGCAGAAUGUAAUGAAAAAAUGGACAUCAAGUUCACAUGUGUUUUGUUC
Messenger RNA from Zymoseptoria tritici IPO323, 1653 nucleotides. RefSeq lists its product as uncharacterized. Gene Ontology annotation, molecular function: proteasome binding; polyubiquitin modification-dependent protein binding; damaged DNA binding. Gene Ontology annotation, cellular component: cytosol; nucleoplasm. The record is from RefSeq and is a predicted model, not a curated record. NCBI's taxonomy places the organism in Eukaryota, Fungi, Ascomycota, Dothideomycetes, Mycosphaerellales, Mycosphaerellaceae. The transcript has 4 exons. Bases 211 to 1395 code for a protein of 394 amino acids. Gene Ontology annotation, biological process: nucleotide-excision repair; proteasome-mediated ubiquitin-dependent protein catabolic process.